AACACUUGUUGCCUGAUCACGAACUACACCAGACACACUAUUCAGCGUCAAACAAGUCCAAGUCUCUGUAUAUACAAUUGUGAACGAAUUUCAGCAUGACUGCCUUCGAGCCGUCACUCAGCAGCUCGAUGCGCGCCUCUCAUGACGUGCCUUCGAUGGCAGACCAGUUACCAAGCAUCAACUUCGGCUUCGACGACCUGCGCAGCCGCAUGAACCAAUUCACAACACGAUUUGAUGCAUUUAUCGAGAACGGGCGGAGACGAGUGCUGGAGGAGAGGAACCAGUUCCGUAUGAAUGUUGCAGAGCUCCACGAGGACCAGCGCAUGAAGAAGCGUGACAUCGAAAUUCUCGACCUCAAGCAAACACAACACGGCCAGAACCUCGCCAAAGAAUCACAAGAGAAGCGCGAAAUGCAGGACGCAAUCAGCAGCCUCACACAGCAGCGCGACGAGCGCCUUGCACACCGCGAUACCCUCCGCUCCCAGCUCAGCGAGAUUCAGAAGACUAUCUCUGCGCGCCGAGAAGCGCAAGUCAAGCACCGCCGCUACCUCGACGGUCAAUCGCGGUACAACGAGCCAGAACUCGACUUCUGGGAGAGCUAUCUUGGUCUGAGAAUCGAAGGGCUGGGCAAAGAUGAUAGGCUGAAAUUCAUCUACACGAACGUGGAUGAGCGAGAAUGGGACCGCGAAGCCUGGUUUGAGCUCGACACAUCAGAGCGUGACUACAGGGUGCUAGAGAUACGACCAAAGGCCGAGCGAGAAGAAGUCGACCGGGUGGUCGAGCGCUUAAACGAGACGCGCGACCUAGCGGGCUUCUUAAAGGGCAUGCGGGAGUUGUUUGUCGAGACCUGCAAAUAGGCGGACGUUCACGAUUUGGAUGUGAUGCGGCGUUUGGGAUCUUUGGAUAGUUUCGAUCAAUACCCAGUUUCUUCUCUUACACAUCAUCUCCGGUCGUUUUUGAUCUUAUAGUACUCCGGCGCAUACUCCGUCAGCCAAUCCAUGUCAACAGUCGACAGAUCCCGGAUAUAGAUCUUAUCCCUCGUCGACAAUAUCUCCGUGUAAAUCACCCAAUCGGCCUUUCGAUGGAAGAAGACAGAGCUGGGGUGCGCCCACAACGUCGUCUUCCCGUCCACAGUCGUGAAGCUCCCGUCACUCUUCAUCCGCGCAACAUGCGCAAAGAACCCCGUA
This is a messenger RNA of Didymella exigua CBS 183.55, 1187 nucleotides long. RefSeq lists its product as uncharacterized. The coding region runs from base 96 to 857 and encodes 253 amino acids. The transcript has 2 exons. Gene Ontology annotation, biological process: chromosome segregation. Gene Ontology annotation, cellular component: Ndc80 complex. Lineage: Eukaryota; Fungi; Ascomycota; Dothideomycetes; Pleosporales; Didymellaceae. The record is from RefSeq and is a predicted model, not a curated record.